UCUCUCUCUCUCUCUCUCUCUCUCUGUGAUUACGCAUCACAUUUGCAAUAUAAAUCGGAACCUUCAUUUCUUCUUCUUCUUCUUCACAUUCAUUCUUUCAUCAACGUUUGUUUCAGUGAUCUCACAAAAUAAUCAACCAUGCAUACUCUUGUUCGAUCCACUCUCAGAACCAAGUCUACUUCAGCUUUAGCAUCUGCAGCAGUUUCCAGAAGUUUUCAAGAAACUCUACUUCAGGCUCCCUUAUGGUCGAGGACAAGUAGUUCACAAUCUUCUUUGGCAAAGGAUAGUUCAACUUCUGAUGCGAAAACUGGCCAAGGGUUCAAGAGCCAUGAUAUGCUUGCCCCUUUCACUGCUGGGUGGCAGACUAAUGAGUUGAAUCCUUUGAUUAUUGAAAAGUCUGAGGGAAGUUAUGUAUAUGACAUAAAUGGGAAGAAAUAUCUUGACGCACUUGCUGGUCUAUGGUCCACCGCUCUAGGUGGAAGUGAGCAACGCCUGGUUGAUGCUGCCACUGCACAAUUAAAGAAGUUGCCAUUUUACCAUUCCUUCUGGAAUCGAACCACAAGACCUGCAUUGGAUCUAGCCAAGGAGCUACUAGAACUUUUUACAGCCAGAAAAAUGGCCAAAGCUUUUUUUGUUAAUAGUGGCUCAGAAGCCAACGACACUCAGGUAAAACUUGUAUGGUAUUAUUACAAUGCACUUGGAAAGCCAGAUAAGAAGAAGUUCAUAGCUCGCACUAAAUCGUAUCAUGGUUCAACUUUGAUAGCAGCCAGUCUUUCUGGUCUUUCGGCUUUACAUCAAAAGUUUGAUCUGCCAGCUCCUUUUGUUUUGCAUACUGAUUGUCCACACUACUGGCGGUAUCAUCUUCCAGGUGAGACAGAGGAAGAGUUCGCAACCAGAUUGGCCAACAAUUUGGAAGAGUUAAUUCUGAAAGAGGGACCAGAGACAAUUGCUGCAUUUAUUGCAGAACCAGUGAUGGGGGCUGGUGGUGUAAUACUUCCACCAGCAGCUUAUUUCGACAAGAUCCAAGCUGUUGUCAAGAAGUAUGAUAUCCUUUUUAUUGCAGAUGAGGUAAUCUGUGCCUUUGGGAGGCUUGGGUAUAUGUUUGGAUGUGACAAAUAUAACAUUAAGCCAGACCUUGUUUCCUUGGCAAAGGCACUUUCUUCUGCAUACAUGCCAAUUGGAGCUAUCCUUGUGAGCCCUGAAAUUAUAGAAGUAAUACAUUCACAAAGCAACAAACUUGGUGUAUUUUCUCAUGGGUUCACUUAUUCUGGGUCACCCGUACCUUGUGUCGUUGCACUUGAAGCACUCAAGAUCUACAAGGAAAGAAAUAUUGUUGAUGUAGUGAACAAGAUAGCACCAAAGUUCCAGGAUGGCGUAAAAGCGUUUUCUGACAGUCCCAUCAUUGGAGAGAUACGGGGAACUGGCUUGAUCCUAGCGACUGAGUUCGUAGACAACAAAUCACCCAAUGAUCCAUUUCCUCCUGAAUGGGGAGUAGGUGCCUAUUUCGGAGCACAGUGCGAGAAGCUUGGGAUGUUAGUUCGUGUAGCUGGGGAUAAUAUCAUGAUGUCUCCACCAUUUAUUAUAUCACCUGAAGAAGUUGACGAGUUAAUCAGCAUUUAUGGUAAAGCUUUAAGAGAAACGGAAAAGAGAGUACAAGAGCUCAAGUCUCAACGCAAGUAGCUGAGGCAGAUGAUGACGAUGAAAUAAUAAACUCUACUUCCUUUGUGUGAAGAGGAGGUUUUUAAUGUAAUAACUUAUCAGGAAAAUUUCUUAAUAGAAACUUUGUUCCAACUUUUUCGUUCUUGUAAAUAUUAGUGUGUGUGCGUAAUUCGGAUCCUUAUUAAAGUAAACUGCAAAGGGGGCACUUCCAAA
Molecule: messenger RNA, 1872 nt
Organism: Medicago truncatula (barrel medic)
Lineage: Eukaryota; Viridiplantae; Streptophyta; Magnoliopsida; Fabales; Fabaceae
Product: vanillin aminotransferase
Exons: 19
Coding region: 139-1680 (513 amino acids)
Biological process (GO): biotin biosynthetic process
Molecular function (GO): pyridoxal phosphate binding; S-adenosyl-L-methionine:8-amino-7-oxononanoate transaminase activity
Source: RefSeq, a predicted model, not a curated record